Durusdinium trenchii is the source of this 1239-nucleotide messenger RNA. NCBI's taxonomy places the organism in Eukaryota, Dinophyceae, Suessiales, Symbiodiniaceae. The record is from the annotation of a GenBank genome assembly.
AUGCCCCCUUGGGCGUUGCGUUUGAGUCUGAUGAUAUGGGAAUGUGCCUGGCUCAGUGUUCGUUUCGGGGCGCUUGGGCAGUUGACUUUGGAGACGCUAGCUUCUGCUAAAGCGGAAGUGCUGAGUAGACAUUCGGACAAGUCAGUCAGGCUGAAAGUGCAGCCCAUUUUCGUGCUCAAGGGUUGCCGGAAGCACACCUGGAUCGGACAAGCCAUGGAGAACACUCCAAAGAUCACGGGAGUUGCAGAUGUUGAUCUUGAGGCGGUGGAGUCGGAGGAGACUCGGGCGGAGACCAUUCAGAGCACAGGGAAGAGCGAAAUCGAGGGCCAGAUCGAUCAUGUAGAGCCUGAGUUCGUGGGCGUUUUGAUUCCCCCUUUGCUGGUCUUCACCCUUGAGUGGCACUGGGUCUAUUCGGUCUUUAUUGCCUACAUUCUCUCUGGCUUGGGACUUGGCAUCUUCGAAGUGACUUUCCUCAGCGUCAUCACACCAUUGGGAAAGGCCACCAAGUCUUGGGCAAUCAUUGGUUGUCCUGCGGGCUUUGGAACCAUCAACAUCUUGGGCCUCACCUUGAGCAUUUUGGAUGCAAAAUGGUACAUUGUGGCUUGCCUGCCCUUCGGUCUCUACUUCUUUUGGAAGUUUUCACCCCGGGAGAAGACUGAGCUGCGCACUGCCAACUUUGGUGCGUCCUUGCGGCAGGCGCGUCGUUGGAUGCCGGGAAUGGCACCCUUCUUCCUUGCGCAGUUCUUGAGCCACUUUGCGAUGGAGAAUUGGCCGGCCAUCUUCUACAUGUUCCAUCCACCAAAGGUGCCUCUCUUUAAUCCUGAGAGUUCAGACUACUUGAUGGACUGGGGCCAGUUCUUUGCGAUCACCUACAUUUUUAUUUUCCUUGGUGACUCGAUCAGUCGUAGGAUCGCUAUCUACAUCUCCACGCCUUCUCUUCGCAAGAGGCUGGCACUCCUUGGCCUUGCAAUGGGUCUGAUCAUCGCUGGUCUUUACCUGGAGUCCUUGGCUAUUGCCAUUAUUAUCCCGCUGGCAAUCUUCAUGAUCUUCUGGGGUAAUGGCACCAUCUACGGGCUCACAGCCAAUCAUGUCGACAAACAGGUGCCUCCUGAACACAAUCUGGCCUCCUACUCUUGCUGGUGCUUCAUCGGUGACUUGGGUGCAAUCCUCGGUGGAAUCUUGGUCGAAAACACCCAUGACCUUUUCUGCCGUGGUCAUCAUGGGCCUUACGAGUGCUGA